Messenger RNA from Penicillium crustosum, 936 nucleotides. RefSeq lists its product as uncharacterized. The record is from RefSeq and is a predicted model, not a curated record. The transcript has a single exon. NCBI's taxonomy places the organism in Eukaryota, Fungi, Ascomycota, Eurotiomycetes, Eurotiales, Aspergillaceae. Bases 1 to 936 code for a protein of 311 amino acids.
AUGUUCGAAGACUUCUCUUUCACCUCGGCGUCGUCGCGACCAGCCCGUCUCGCCCUCGACCCCGACGACCGUCUAAUGGUCGACAACGACAGCAACCUAAUCUCGCCACUCUCCUCACGCUGUCCAUCACCACAAUCCCAACGCUUCCGCAACAUCUCCCGCUCCCGCUCCUCCCACUACCACCGCAACCAACAACCCCCAACAUCCGUCCCCUUCCCCUAUGACUCAGACCACAAACGACUAUCAAUCUCAACCCUAACUCAAAAACUACACGAACACACCCUCGCCACACCUCCAACGGGAGAUAUCCAACCCCGAACCGGGAGACACACAAACACACCCGGCUCACGCCGGUACCCGGGAACAGGAUACGUCCUCACACCCCCAGACACAGACCACUCGGACGACUCCGGUGUCGGCGAAUGUCUCUCUUCACCAUCCGCCUCCUCAACAACAAGUCCAACUUUCAUGCCCCCAGACCUCCUCUCCGACCUACCGGAUUUUGGUCUCGGUCACCCCUUCUACCCACAACCCCAUCCCUACCACCAAGAUGUCCGCAUGCAGCGUCAGCAGAUCUCAAGACUCCAAUGCAACGAGUCUGAAGUCGAAGCUAUGCAGCGCUCGCUACUAGACGAACAACCUGCUACACCGGACUUCUGCGACGAAGACGAUUGUCAUCCUAGCUCGUUGCCGCCCCGGUCGUCGCCUCGACGGAGGGCGGUUACGCUUGCGCGCAGCCGGUUUGGGCCUGAGGGGGGUGGUGAGGGGAGGGCGAGGAGGAAGAGUUCUUCGGCGGGGGUUUUGGCGAGUCGGGUUGAGAAGAGUCAUUAUGGUGGGUUUGGGAAGAGGAAUGAGCAGGGGCUUCGGAGGAAGAGUCUUGUUAGUGCGGCUUUGGCUUCGAUGGUUGAGAGGGAGGAUGAGAGGGAUGAUUAUUGA